Cladocopium goreaui is the source of this 525-nucleotide messenger RNA. NCBI's taxonomy places the organism in Eukaryota, Dinophyceae, Suessiales, Symbiodiniaceae. The record is from the annotation of a GenBank genome assembly.
AUGGCACGAAACGUGCUGCUGCCUUUGGUUCAGUGCUUAGGGCCUUCGUUGGCGAAACGUGGCUUUGGCGGGCUGAGCGUUUUCGAGCGCACCAGAUCUUUGGGGAAGAGGGGUCCAGUAAAGCACGGCAAUGCCUCCAAAGUCGAGGAUGUGCAAACGUUGGAAGAGGACAAUUUCCCAGGCAAAGGAGAUAGACGCAGCGACACAGGACACUGGGCCAACAUGGCCUCACACUGGCGUGGCGUGAAUACUGAUGCCCUACCCAUGGCCAAGUUCGAGCGAGAACAAGCAGCUGCAGCUUCCAAGGCUCCUGAGCACAAGGUAAAGAUGAAAGGAGCAUUCCGUGAUCUGGCAGAUGCUGACCAGAAAUUGGAGAUGCCCAAGAAACAGCGGCGCAUUCGCGCCAGAAAGGCGGUUGUAAUCCAACCUGCUGCACGGCAACCACAGGUGGCGCAGCAACCGAAAGAGCCCCGUGAGAACCUGUUGAAGCAUUUUAAGAAGCCGCAGGGCAGUUCAUCACCUUGA